AUGGCGCAGGCUCUGGUCCUGGUGCUCUGCGGCUGGGCGCUGUCCCCUGCGGGCGCGCUGGACGCCAUGGGCCCUCACGCGGCCGUCCGCCUGGCGGAGCUGCUGACCCCGGAGGAGUGCAGCCACUUCCGGACGCUCCUAGAGGCGCCCGAGCCCAACGUGGAGGCCGAGCUGGCCCGGCUUUCCGAGGACCGGCUGGCGCGGCCCGAGCCGCCCACACCCUCGCGGGGGUCUCCGGGGAGGCGAGGCCUAGGGCAGCCGCGGCGGCGGGAGAGAGCCCCGCAGUCCGCGGAGGAGGGGCCGAAGGACGCGCCGACCCAGCCCCGGGAGGCCUCCGACCGCUGUCGGGAGGCGCUGGCGUCCUGGCUGGCCUCCCAGGCCCCCGCCCUGUCUUGGGACCGCGUGGCCCGGGCCCUGCGACGCAGCGGCCGCCCGGACGUGGCGCGAGAGCUGGGCAAAACCCUCCACCAGCAGGCGGCGCUGCAGCUGCGUAGGACCGGGCAGCGCUACCUGCCUCCCGCGGCCCUCGCCCCGGCCCGGGCUCCCGCCCGGACCGCAGCCCCAGCCCUCCGCUCCCGCCGCGCCGCAGGCCCCGCGCCCAAGUGGGACGAACUGGAGCUGAUCGUGGAGCGUCUGCCGCAGCCGCCGUACGAGCGCAGCCCCGCGGGUUGGGCCGGGCCGCUGGCGCUCGGCCUCCUCAGCGGCUUCGUCGGCGCGCUGGGCACCGGGGCGCUGCUCGUCGCGCUCACGCUGUGGACCACUGGCGGCGACGGCGACCCCGCGGGCCCGGCUGCUGGGACACACAGCCGCUCCCGCCCCGGACCCGGCCAGGCAGGCGCUCGCCCCAGUGCCCGCCGCUGUGAACCGCGAGCACCGCUCACGAGGGCUACUUUACGUUUCUAA
This is a messenger RNA of Nannospalax galili (Upper Galilee mountains blind mole rat), 903 nucleotides long. RefSeq lists its product as uncharacterized. Gene Ontology annotation, biological process: signal transduction. NCBI's taxonomy places the organism in Eukaryota, Metazoa, Chordata, Mammalia, Rodentia, Spalacidae. The transcript has a single exon. Gene Ontology annotation, molecular function: protein binding. Bases 1 to 903 code for a protein of 300 amino acids. The record is from RefSeq and is a predicted model, not a curated record.